This is a messenger RNA of Schizosaccharomyces japonicus yFS275, 1484 nucleotides long. RefSeq names its product NADH-cytochrome b5 reductase. The transcript has a single exon. Bases 348 to 1310 code for a protein of 320 amino acids. Gene Ontology annotation, molecular function: cytochrome-b5 reductase activity, acting on NADH; oxidoreductase activity. Gene Ontology annotation, cellular component: mitochondrial outer membrane. The record is from RefSeq and is a predicted model, not a curated record. Lineage: Eukaryota; Fungi; Ascomycota; Schizosaccharomycetes; Schizosaccharomycetales; Schizosaccharomycetaceae.
GUGGAGUUAUGCAGUGUCUUGGCCACUCAACAUUCAAGCCGUAUCGCAUAACUCCGUGAUCUGAUAAGAUACAGCGGAGACCACAGACAGCCUGUCCAUGGAGAAGACUGAGCAAUGGUGAUACGUCGGCUUAGCAGAGAAAAUCGGUCGUGAAAGACUAGAUCCUGACCAGCUUUGAGGAGCCUUGGGUUACUGGCUGAGCGAGCUAAUGUUGGUCUGUUCGUUUCUGGAAGGACUGACGAGGUACAGCGUAGCGCAAGGAGCGGAAACUUGCGUAGUAUAAAGCGUCGGCUGGGUGGAGCGUCUGCGUUGAAACACACGGGUUGCUUUUUUUCGGAGCAAGGUUUAUGUUUUUAACAAACCUCCGUAGAGCUGCAGUAAGAAAAUUCACAGUUCGUUCUACAGUUCUCGCGUGUGUCGGUGGUCUCCUCGGUUACGUUCUUUUUCGUCCUCAAAGUUUUUCAAAGUUCUCUUCCUUGUCAGUAGCAAAUUACAGAAGCAUCAUGACUGUUCCCUCUGUCGUACCCACAUUUACUGAUUUCAGCAAAUGGAUUGACCUCAAACUGGUUGAUGUCAAGGACCAGACGCAUAAUACCAAGCUGUUCCGCUUCGCUCUGCCAAGUGAAUCGCAUGUGCCCGGUGUUUCUCAUGCUGGCUUUGUCAUCAUUAAAGCCCCCGGUAUCCUUGACCAAGACGGCAAUGAGGUUACCAGAGCUUACACCCCGGUCUCUCGUGAGAACCAAACAGGAUUCUUGGACUUGGUGAUCAAGCGUUACCCUGAGGGCAUUCUCGGUCCUAUUAUUUUCAACUUAAAGGUUGGAGACUCGCUGCCUUUUUGCGGCCCUGGCCUUAAAUACCCAUUGAAGACAAACGAGUUUGAGAGCGUCUUUUUAAUCGGAGGUGGCACUGGUGUGGCACCUAUGAUCCAAGUCGCUCGUCGCAUCCUUGAAAACCCAGAAGACAAGACAAAGAUUGUGUACUUUGAUACACAUGUCUCUGAUGAGGACGUUUUGCUUCGUGAAAUUACUGAAAAAUGGGCAAAAGAGUUCCCCAAUCAAUUCCAGCUGGUCCGUGUGCUUGAACGUGACAACAGUAAUCUUGCUACGCAUGUUGGUCGCAUCAGUCCCGAGCUGUUGAAGAAGUACAUUCCAGCCCCCGAUUCGGGCAAAAAGUUCAAGAUUUUCAUCAGUGGUCCCAAACCUCUUAUUAUCGAUUAUUUUGGUGACAAGGACCCUGCUUCUGGACGUUUUAACUUAACCGGCCGUUUGUUUAAAAUGGGAUACUCCAAGGAGCAGGUCUCCAAGUUUUAGGUUGCUUUGGGCGCAUUGUUGAUAUUAGAAAUAGUCAAAUGAAGGAUCAUACUUGUGGGGAUUGUUAUCCGUUGUUCAUUCUUAGGCGCGAGGAAAGAUUGUUGGUUUAGUCAAGCUUAAUAAAACAUUUCAAACCCGUGUUAGCCAUACUUGUCACUUUUGGAGGCUGUACGC